Messenger RNA from Aspergillus heteromorphus CBS 117.55, 2603 nucleotides. Its product is annotated as putative beta-glucosidase. The record is from RefSeq and is a predicted model, not a curated record. Gene Ontology annotation, biological process: glucan catabolic process. Gene Ontology annotation, molecular function: beta-glucosidase activity. The transcript is spliced from 11 exons. Bases 64 to 2415 code for a protein of 783 amino acids. Lineage: Eukaryota; Fungi; Ascomycota; Eurotiomycetes; Eurotiales; Aspergillaceae.
CUGAAGUAGGCUCAUUCGCUGACAAGCUGGGGCUGCUGCUACAAAGCCUCUUUCGAGUCAGAUAUGGUCGUCGCUGGUUUCCUCGCCAAGGGGCUUCUGCUCCUUCAGCUCUUGUCGGGUGUAGCGGUCGCUGCCUCGCAGAAUGCCUCAAGACCGCUCUACAAGGACCCCCAUGCGCCGGUCGAGGCGCGAGUCUCGGACUUGCUGGGCCGGAUGACGAUCCAGGAUAAGAUGGCUCAAUUGAUGCAGGGGGAUAUCGGCAAUUGGAUGAACAGCACCGACGGAUCGUUCAACUACAGUGGUCUGGUGGCGAAUAUGGAGAUGAAGGCUGGCGGUUUCUAUGUGGGAUAUGCUGUUCCCUGGGACUGGCUUGCGACCAAUAUCAAGAGAGCGCAGGAUUAUCUGAUUCAGAACACGACGCUGGGUAUUCCUGCGCUUGUUCAGACUGAGGGUAUCCAUGGCUUCCUGCUGGAGAACGCUACCAUCUAUAACUCCCCGAUCGCAUACGGCUGCUCAUUCAACAGAGAUCUGGUCAACCAAAUGGGACAGCUCAUCGCGCAAGAAGCGCUUGCGAUCGGCGCCAAUCAGCUCUUUGCGCCGCUGGCGGAUUUGGCACGGGAGCUUCGUUAUGGUCGGGUCGAGGAGACAUUCUCGGAAGACUCGUAUCUCGCGGGUGAAAUGGCCUACAGCUACAUCACCGGCCUGCAGAGUCGCAAUGUCUCCGCCACCGUCAAGCACUUUGUGGCAUACAGUUUGCCCGAGCAGGGGCUGAACACGGCGCCGGUCCAAGGAGGAGAGAGGUAUCUCCGUUCAACCUGGCUCCCGUCUUUCAAGCGCGCAAUUGUCGAUGCAGGUGUAUGGAGCAUCAUGAGUGCCUACCACGCAUACGAUGGCAUCCCCGCCGUCUCCGACUGGUACACUCUGACAAAGAUCCUGCGCGAGGAAUGGGGCUACAAAUACUGGGUAUUCAGCGACUCCGGCGCCACAGACCGUCUCUGCACGGCCUUCAAGCUCUGCAGAAGCUCCCCGAUUGACAUGGAAGCCGUGACCAUGAUGGCGCUGCCCGCAGGCACCGACGUCGAAAUGGGGGGUGGCUCAUUCAACUACCAGAAGAUCCCUGAGCUGGUCGAGUCCGGCAAGCUGGACAUCGACAUCGUCGACACCGCCGUCUCCAGAUUCCUCCGCGCAAAGUUCGAGAUGGGCAUCUUUGAGAACCCUUACCCUGCUGCUCCCCAGUCCCAGUGGAAGGAUCUCAUCCACACCCCCGAGGCUGUCGAGCUCGCUAAGACCCUGGACAUGGAGUCUAUCGUUCUGCUGGAGAAUCACAAUAAGACUCUUCCUCUGAGCAAGAGCGGCAGUAUUGCCGUGAUUGGACCGAUGGCUCACGGAUAUAUGAACUACGGCGACUACGUGAUCUACAACAGCCAAUGGCACGGCGUGACGCCCCUCGACGGCAUCAAAGCCGCCGUCGGCGACGCAGCCACCAUCAACUACGCGCAGGGCUGCGAGCGCUGGAGCAACGACGAGUCCGGCUUCGAGGAGGCCAUCGCCGCGGCCAAGAAAUCUGACGUCGCUGUCGUCGUCGUGGGAACCUGGUCGAGAGACCAGACUGAGCUCUGGAGUGGGUAUAACGCGACAACCGGCGAACACGUCGACCUCGACAACCUCAACCUCGUGGGCGCCCAAGCGCCGCUCAUCCGCGCAAUCCUAGCCACCAACACGCCCACCAUCGUCGUCCUCUCUAGCGGCAAGCCCCUCACCGACGUCGUCUGGCUAGGCAACAGCACCUCCGCUCUGAUCCAGCAAUUCUACCCCUCAGAACAAGGCGGCAACGCCCUCGCCUCGAUCCUCUUCGGCGACUACAACCCCUCCGGCAAACUCUCCGUCAGCUUCCCGCACUCCGUCGGCGACCUCCCCAUCUACUAUGAUUACCUCAACAGCGCGCGAGACAUCGGCACGGCCGGACAAGCCUUCCCCAACGGGACCCUCGACUUCGGAUACCAGUACGUCCUCGGGGAUCCGCACGCGGUCUAUCCCUUCGGUUUUGGCCGGAGCUACGUCGAUUUCGCGUACACUGGGGUGCGCGUCGACAAGAGUACGGUGUCGGUGAACGACACGGUGCGGGUGAGCGUUGAGGUGGAGAAUCUGGGGGACGUGGAGGGCACCGAGGUCGUGCAGGUUUAUUUGGUCGAUGAGAUUGCGAGUGUCGUGGUGCCGAAUCGGUUGCUGAAGGGGUUUGAUAAGGUCGUCAUCAAGGCUGGGGAGACGGUCACGGUGGAUGUCGAUAUUAAGGUCCAGGAUUUGGGCGUCUGGGAUGCCAGGAUGAGGUAUGUGGUUGAGAAGGGCGUGUUUGGCGUGUUGGUGGGAGGGAGUUCGGUGGAUAUUCGGGGGAAUACGAGUUUUACUGUUGUUUAGAUAGUUAGAGAGAUGAUUGUUGCUAACUAAAGUGAACUCCGUCUGCUUGCCCGAUUGAGGUGCCGCCGCUUUUAGGUAUGAGGGCAGCACGUGAGCGAUCUGUAUAUGCCCUGAGGUAGAACUGGUAUAUAUAUAUAUAUAUAUAUAUCCAGUCAUCAAUAACAACAACAACAACAACAACAGAGGCG